Messenger RNA from Cygnus atratus (black swan), 1645 nucleotides. RefSeq names its product myosin light chain kinase, smooth muscle-like. Gene Ontology annotation, cellular component: nucleus; cytoplasm. The coding region runs from base 246 to 1427 and encodes 393 amino acids. The transcript is spliced from 11 exons. NCBI's taxonomy places the organism in Eukaryota, Metazoa, Chordata, Aves, Anseriformes, Anatidae. The record is from RefSeq and is a predicted model, not a curated record. Gene Ontology annotation, biological process: protein phosphorylation; intracellular signal transduction; positive regulation of apoptotic process. Gene Ontology annotation, molecular function: protein serine/threonine kinase activity; ATP binding.
UUUCACUCGCUCGUGACUCCAGUGGCUCCGUAGUGUCUGAGGGGGACGGACUGGAGACCUGUGCUGGUGGCCUGGGCCAGGACGGGACUGGACAGAGGCAGAGCCCAGGGCGCAGCUGGAGCAGGCACACAGGGGCACGAGGCAGGCGGUGCCUGUCCCAGCCCAGGGCUGCCAGGAUUCCAGGGGCCACAUCCAGCGUCCGUCCUGACCGUGCCAGCACCUGGCAAGGAGCCGACAACAGCACCAUGUCUCAGGCAGAAGGUGAGGAGGCUUUUGAGUACUGCGAUGUCGUCAUCAACACCCAGGAGAAGGUUUCGGAUGUGUACACGCAGCUGGAGAAGCUCGGAGAGGGCAAGUUCGGCACCGUGUACCGGCUGCAGGAGAAAGCCAGCGGCAGGAUCCGGGCUGGGAAGUAUUUUCGGACGCGGACGGCCAAAGAGAAGCAGGCGGCUCGGGCCGAGGUGGAGCUCAUGAACCUGCUGCAUCACCCGCGCCUCGUGCAGUGCCUCGCCGCCUUCCAGGGCCCCGCCGAGCUGGUGAUGGUGAUGGAGUAUGUGGCCGGCGGGGAGCUCUUCGAGCGCAUUGUGGACGAUGACUUCGAGCACACGGAGCCCAGCAGCACCCAGUACAUGCGGCAGAUCCUGGAGGGGCUGCAGUACAUGCACGGCCAGGCCGUCGUCCACCUUGACCUCAAGCCCGAGAACAUCGUCUGCGUCAGCCCCAGUGGCCACUGGCUCAAGAUCGCUGACUUUGGCCUGGCGCGGAAGCUGGCUCCAGACACCCCCGUGAGGGUGCUGCACGGGACCCCCGAGUUCAUGGCUCCAGAAGUGGUCUCCUUCGAGCCCGUGGGGUUUGCCACGGACAUGUGGAGCGUCGGUGUCAUCUGUUACAUCCUGCUGAGCGGGGAGUCCCCCUUCCAGGGGGACACCGACAUAGAGACGCUGAGCAACAUCACCGCUGCCCAGUGGGACUUUGAGGAGGAGACCUUCUCGGACAUCUCCCCGCAGGCCAAGGACUUCAUCAGCCAACUGCUGCAGAAGGACCCUGGCCACCGGCUCUCCAGCCCCGAGGCUCUGCUGCACCCCUGGCUGCAGCAGCCCCUGCCCAGCAGCACGAAGGCGCUGCCGAAGGAGCGGAUAAAGCAGUUCCUGGCUCGUCGGAAGUGGCAGAAAACAGGCAAAGCCCUGCUGGCACUCAACAGGCUUGCCCUGCUGUCCCAGAACAUGGAGAGGAGAGCAUCAGAGGCUCAGGAUGAGGAAGACCCGUGCUGCAGUCCAGAGGAGGACCAAGCCUCUGAGUCUCUGCCCCAGCAGGGUUCCAGCUUCUCCGAGCCACCAAUGGACAAAGAGGAGGUGGAAGGUGGGAGCAUCAUGACUGCAGGACAGGCAGAGAGCAGUGCCAGCAUCCCCCAGCCCCGGGCCACCUAGAGCGGGUGACUCUUCUCCACUGUCACAGCACUUUGCACCAUGGCCUGGCCAGCCUGCGGUUGGCCCAGACCCGUGGUGCCCCUGUGCUGGUGUGGGGACAGGGCUGCCUGCCCUCCCCAGUGAGGAACCAGUGCCCCCAUGGCCACCUGGGUUAGAGCUAAGCCUGGUUCUUCUCACUGCAUGUCUUGUGAGCCCAAUAAAGCACUGAGGAUUUCUGC